AUGCACCAACCUGACCAUCCACCAGGCGAUGAGGCACCGAACAAGUCAGGAGAGGUGAAAGAAAAGAGCGAGUCGCGAUCUCACGCAGGGAACCCUUUAGGCGAAGCUCCCCAAUCAGUCGGUAAAGACAUCAGCAGGCAUCAGGUAGAGAUGGGGUUAGUUGGUGAAGAAGGAGAAGGUGCAGAGGAAACGAGCAUCAACUUCAACGAACAGGGCAGUAAGCCAAUGGACCUCGUAUCCACAGCAGUCAACAUCCAAAAGCGGAGAAGAUCUACAUCGGAGGAACGCAAUAGCGACAGAGAAAUCUUCAGUAACAACAAAUCAUCUCCUUGCCCUCCUAUGGAAAGCAACGUGAAAGAAGAAGGAAAGGUUGAUGCCAGCAAAGCCGCGAGAAUAAGGAAAGAAUCGGAAAAGAGGCGAAUGCACAGUGGAGCACCGGAAACGGACGAAGAGCAAGCUCUCCAACCUCCUGUGCCAACUUACCUGAACAUGAACAGGGAACAAUCUCCGCGGAAAAACGUCCAAAAGAACGUCCAAAAGAACGAUGAGGAAAAAAAGCUAAACGAAAGCGAAUACGAGAGAUACGAAAGGUACUACCAUGCAGUAGCAUACAACCUCUUGGCAGAAAUUCGGAACAAAGACGAAGCAUCAACAGCAGAAUCCAUUGCCAGGUCAGCAGCGAAGGAGGCAUUAUCUAGCAACAACGGCACUUACCCAUCCGAUCUACAAGUAGCGGUGCUAGCUGCGACGAUAAAAUGCAUGGCUAUAAAUUCACGCUCAUCCCCGGCAACAAUAAACAAGAGCUUCCAGGACAUAUCGACUCAGGAGAUCUUCGAGUUAGUGCAAGGAAUCCUAAACGAAGCUCAACCGAUAAAAAAGGUUCACUGGUCAGAUCAAGAUAGAGCGACUAAACCGCCGGAGUUCCUUGCAUUGCGAGAAAACGCGAUCCUCAAGCAAACCAAGAUGGCCGAACAGCUGGUGGGUUCAAUCGUACUACCGCCAAAGCGCUUCGUGUAUGGACAUCAUUCAGCAGAGACCUCUGACUUCGAUGAUACUGUUCAAGUUGGAAUUCCUCAACAACUAAGCUGUGAAACCCAAAAAAUC
Molecule: messenger RNA, 1104 nt
Organism: Amoebophrya sp. A25
Lineage: Eukaryota; Dinophyceae; Syndiniales; Amoebophryaceae
Source: the annotation of a GenBank genome assembly